AUGACUAGCGGAGUCAAUGGCAUACGCAAUGGUGUCGAAGGACUCCAUGUCAACGGCAAUGGCAACGGUGUCGCUCGCAAGAAGAUGGAUCGCAAACAGUCAAGCCCCAUGAUGCCCGCCUUCAUGGUUUCCGCACCAGGCAAGGUCAUUGUCUUUGGCGAGCACUCUGUGGUACACGGAAAGCCCGCAAUCGCUGCCUCUAUCUCGCUUCGAUCCUAUCUCCUCGUCACAACCCUCUCCAAAUCAAAACGAACAGUGUCCUUGAUAUUCCCCGACAUCGAAUUGUCCCAUACAUGGAAUAUUGAUGACCUACCGUGGUCCACGUUCUCGCAUCCCUCGAAGAAGAAGUACUACCACGAUCUAGUCACGAGUCUCGAUCCCGAGCUGGUUGCUGCCAUGCAACCACACCUUGUCGGAGUAUCGCCCGGCAUACCGGAGCCUGAGCGCAAAGUUCACCAAAAUGCAGCGGCAUCGUUUCUAUACAUGUUCCUGUCCCUAGCAAACCAGAACUUUCCAGGAUGCCUCUACACACUACGCUCGACGAUACCAAUCGGCGCUGGGUUGGGCAGCAGUGGGUCAAUUGCGGUAUGUCAGGCGGCGGCGCUUCUCAUACAAUUGCGGGCCCUUUCAGGCCCUCACCCAGAUCAACCGGAGGAGGAGGCACGUCUACAGAUUGAACGCAUUAACAGAUGGGCUUUUGUCGGAGAGAUGGCAAUACACGGUAACCCGUCGGGGGUUGACAAUACUGUAUCUACACAGGGCAAGGCAGUAGUCUUUCAACGGACAGACUACAACCGCCCGCCGUCUGUCAAGCCGCUGUGGGACUUCCCCGAGCUGCCACUUCUUUUGGUAGACACGAAGCAAGCCAAGUCGACAGCACACGAGGUGGCCAAGGUGGGUAGGCUCAAGGACGCCCACCCUAAGCUUGUGGGCACCAUUCUAGAUGCUAUGGACAAGGUCUCGAGGAGUGCAGAGGCACUUAUCAGUGAAGCCGACUUUGACAGCGAGGAAGUGGAGAGUCUCGAGAGGAUGGGUGAGCUGAUGACGAUCAACCAUGGCCUCUUAGUGUCCUUGGGGGUGUCACAUCCCCGCUUAGAGCGGAUCCGGGAGUUGGUGGAUCAUCAGGGUAUCGGUUGGACAAAGCUGACCGGGGCUGGUGGUGGUGGCUGCUCGAUAACAUUGCUCAAGCCGGGUACACCUCGUCCAAAGUUGGAGCGCCUGGAGAGGCAACUAGAGGACGAAGGAUACGAGAAGUUCGAGACAACACUUGGUGGUGAUGGCGUCGGUGUGCUGUUCCCGGCUGUGAUCAAAAAUGGUAUGGAGGAAGACGAUGAAGAAGGCGGCAUGGAGAUUGAUCUGGAGAAGUUCCUUGAAGCCGACGGCAACGAUGGCGUUGAGCGGUUGGUUGGUGUCCAAGGGGGAGGUGGAGAAAGAGAGGGAUGGAAGUUCUGGAGGGUGGAAAGCCACUAA
Messenger RNA from Phaeoacremonium minimum UCRPA7, 1470 nucleotides. Its product is annotated as putative mevalonate kinase protein. Gene Ontology annotation, biological process: isoprenoid biosynthetic process; ergosterol biosynthetic process. Gene Ontology annotation, cellular component: cytoplasm. NCBI's taxonomy places the organism in Eukaryota, Fungi, Ascomycota, Sordariomycetes, Togniniales, Togniniaceae. The coding region runs from base 1 to 1470 and encodes 489 amino acids. The transcript has 2 exons. Gene Ontology annotation, molecular function: mevalonate kinase activity; ATP binding. The record is from RefSeq and is a predicted model, not a curated record.